AUGAACGACGUCUCUCUCCCGCUACGCUGCGCGGUCGAGGCCCAAGAUGCACUGGCGCUCAAGCUGCUCGUCCCAACUGCGACCCCGUCGGCAAUUGACGCGGCCAUGCUUCUCGCGAUCGAACGCGGCCAUCUUGAUGUCGUCCUGAGCCUCUUGGAGCACACACGCGUUCGGUACUUGUACGUUGAGCGCGCUGUUGCGUGUGGCCAGGUGCGCAUUGCACUGCAUCUGAACCAGCGCGCUGGCGAUGCCGUGUGUGCUCUUCCGAGCCCGACGUCUUGCCCGCGAAGUGAGGCAGAGGAGGAUAAGCCCGUCCGCGCCGCGAUGUGGUGCCUGGCCAAGCACUUGCUCUCGAGCCCGGCCGUGUGAACGAGUCGUCUGCGUAUGCGUCGAUGACAGUGGGAUGGGUUGACAUGCAAGACCAGAGGGUGGGCCCUUGUCCGCCGAGAAUAAUAAUAUUACAAAG
Saprolegnia parasitica CBS 223.65 is the source of this 466-nucleotide messenger RNA. RefSeq lists its product as hypothetical. NCBI's taxonomy places the organism in Eukaryota, Oomycota, Saprolegniomycetes, Saprolegniales, Saprolegniaceae. The transcript has a single exon. The record is from RefSeq and is a predicted model, not a curated record. Bases 1 to 369 code for a protein of 122 amino acids.